AGAUCCCCCCCCCCCGGCGCCGCAUGAAGAACGCAACUAUUGGGAGAAUGAAGAUAGGAUAAGGAGCCUAUUGGCGAUAUGUUUUGAUGAUGGUGUGUAUCCAACCAAAAUUGACCCGGGAGAGAUGGUCGUAGAGGGGCAAGAAGUGAGGUUCAAGUUGAAAACCUCCUUGGACGACAUAAAAGUCAAAUGGCUAAAGGAGCGUACAGUAACCGUUAUUUAUAAGGAUGCUGCCAGGUCCCUACCAAAAAACGUGAAGGACGACCUUGUCCGAGCGUUCGAAGAUGGGUGGGUGUUGGGGAAUGAGGACUUUUCGGAGAACUCGCGAAGAGGACGAAUCAAGAUAGAGGGCCCAGGGGUAGCAUCCUAUGUGGCGAAAGCAAGGGAGAUUGCGGAGUUCAUGAUCUCGGAGGGACAAGUGGAGGUGCCAAUGGGAGACUCCUCUACGUACAAGAUCCUAUUCAAACCAUGGAUGACCUGGGCUAAUACCUUCUGGGUGAUCGCGACUCAAGUUCCUUUGGACGAUAUGCCAUUCAUAUAUGCGCAGAUCGAGAAGGCAAUCGGGAAAAUCAUCCUCGCGCAUCCGACGGAUGCGGACCCCUCAAGACCAGCGCUGGUCAACGCUCGAUUCGAGCUGGACCCCGACUCUCGCGCCAACAUGAAGGACGUAAUAUGGGUGGAGACCGCAAAGGGAGACGUGUUGGAGAUACGAUUGGCGACUUCGGAUACCAUGAAAUGUAAUGAGUGUAAACAGUUCUUCCACCAGGAGCAGGAUUGCAGGAGGAGAGGAAGACCUCGUAACCAGGGAACAAACGCUUUGGCCUCCGCAGGUCGGCAGGAGCAGAACUGGCAGGCGACAACCUCAAGCGGAGAUGCUCUGUCGGAACUGAGGAUUCGCCUGCCGAAAGACAAGAAACUAGACUCAGCCUAUGUGCGAACAACUCUUACUCAAGAUUGGUUGGUGAGGCUUCCUAUCCAAGGACGGCUAGACUUGGACCGACCAGUCACGGCAGAAGAAGCGGGCGAAGCUCUAAAGGAUAUGGCGUCUGGGAAGACCCCGGGGAAUGACGGCCUUCCAGUAGAAUUCUACCGACAACAGUGGAGCAUUCUGGGAGACGAUCUUGUGGCAAUAUAUAAUGAGAUCCAGAUGGGAGGGCAGCUACCAGCUAGUGCGUGCAAAGGGAUUAUCUCGAUCUUGUACAAAGAAGGAGACACCAACGAGAUUAGGAAUGGCGCCCGAUCUCCCUGUAAAAUGUCUCCUAUAAGAUCUUGGCUAAAGUAAUGGCCCGUUGGCUAGGGAGAUAUUUACCAAGUGCCGUUGAAUAACAUAUGAGAGCACAUGCAAGUGGUGGGACUGGAGACUGACUCGCGUGCAUGCAAGGUGAAAGCUUUGGCAGACGAUCUCUUUGCAAUCUCGGCUAAUACCGUGGAGUCAAUGUCGGCACUGCGAUACUGUCUGAGACAGUAUAAAGAACUCUCAGCGAUCAGCUGGUCGAAGUCGGGAUACUUCCUCCCGCAGAGGUAUAAGCCGCGUGUGGAAUGGGGAAUGAAGCGUAUACAAUACA
Chara braunii is the source of this 1565-nucleotide messenger RNA. NCBI's taxonomy places the organism in Eukaryota, Viridiplantae, Streptophyta, Charophyceae, Charales, Characeae. The record is from the annotation of a GenBank genome assembly.